Messenger RNA from Moneuplotes crassus, 404 nucleotides. The record is from the annotation of a GenBank genome assembly. NCBI's taxonomy places the organism in Eukaryota, Ciliophora, Spirotrichea, Euplotida, Euplotidae.
UUUAAAUCCGAUGGAAGAAGUAGACGAUGUAGAUGAAAAUGAGUUCAACCAAGAGGAAAUAGAGGAUAUUAUACAAGAAUCUAUAGAGAAAGUACUGGAAAAUCAAAAAUUUGAUGAGACAAAGGUACAGCAAUGGAUCAAUGAUAUUUGUGAGAGAGUUAUGACCGGACUCAAUAAGUUGUGAAAAGCGUAUAAGUAUGUGUGCAAUUGACUCAUACAACAGAAGAUUGAUGCAGGGUUUCAUACAACAGCUACCUGAGUGUGGGAGAGUCUUUCAGAUGGGUUGGUGACUGUCCAGUAUCCGAAAGGACGUGCAAAAGAGCCUCCUCUACAAGGAAUACAGUGAAUAUGAACCGUGUUCUGAGUAAAGUUUUAAAUCUAUAUCAAUUUAAAAAUUUAUUUAA